GCGUGUUACUCUUCUUCGUUCACCACGUUCGCGCUUUCCGUCUCUCAUCUCGUUAUAGGCUAAAAAAGAAAAUCGAUCACACGACAAGGAACAAACAAAAGGGGAGAAAAAAACAAAAACAAAAAAAAAAAACAAAAAACAAAAAAAAAACAAAUUUCUGGCGCCAACUCUCUCGCGUUCUCAUCCGUGAUUACUGUUCGGCGGCUCUUGACACACGUUUACGCGCACGCGAAACAUAUGCGUACAUCACGCGUGUAACACAGAGAGAGAGAGAGAGAGGGAGGGAGAGAGACGGAGAAUCUCUGAGAGAGAAAGAGAGAUCUAUCUUGUAGGUGCCGCGGCGCGUGGAAGGAGUGGACGUCGGACUGCAGGGACGGAUUACAGGAACGCGUGUGUUGGGUGCUUUAAGCGGCGACUUCGAGGAGUAACACGUACUACAGUUGAAGGACGCACGGAAAACUCAAGAAUAGAAGAGCAGAAGCAGAGAUCUCUGGUCUAGCGAAACAAUAAGAUCCCCGAGAGAGAGAGCGCUUUGCGAUCGCAAGACAUUUGCUCGGUUGAGAAAUCAGAAGAGUUGGUUGAGCCACAGAACGUGAUCCGGUAGCUCCGUUAAUCGAGCGUGCAAACUACCAUCCAGAACAAUCUUCCGCCCGUGGCAAGACGACCGAUCGUACGGACGUCCUCGGUGUUAUCCCGGCGCGGGCGCUGCGAGCGACGACAACAGCCCGAAGAUUCUUCCACCGAAGACCAAGAUGCAUAUCGAGGUGCAGGUGGCGCUUAACUUCGUGAUAUCGUACCUCUACAACAAACUGCCGCGCAGACGGGUCAACAUCUUUGGCGAGGAGCUCGAGAAGGCGCUCAAGGACAAGUUCAAGGGCCACUGGUAUCCGGAGAAACCGUUCAAGGGCUCGGCCUUCAGAUGUCUGAAGACCGGCGAUCCGGUCGAUCCGGUGCUGGAGCGCGCCGCGAAGGAGAGCGGCGUGCCGAUUCAGGACAUCCUCGAGAACUUGCCGGCCGAGCUCGCCGUCUGGGUUGAUCCCGGUGAAGUGAGCUAUCGCAUCGGCGAGUUGAACGCCGUAAAGAUCCUUUACUCGGAAACCGGCGAUCCGCACGACGAGACCUCGGCCGAUCGUGAGGUCACCAAAACCUUCAACCCGGAAGCGCAGUGCUUCAGACCGAUCGAGGCCGUGAGCACGUCCCUGAGCGGCCUCAGUCUCAGUCCCAAGUCCACCUCGCCGUUCUCGAGCUCGCUUGGCAGCAACGCCAGCAACGGCUCGUCCAACAAUCAGCAGAACAGCCACGGAUCCGGUUCCUCAUCGGCGCCCUCGCCCACACCCAUCACCAACUCCUUCAAGGGCUCACCCAGUCCCGUGCCGGCUUUUAUUCCGCGCACCACCGCUCCGCUUACAUUUACCACCGCCACAUUCGCCCAAACCAAGUUUGGCAGCACCAAGCUCAAGACUAGCAGCAAACGCGCCAACAGAAUGUCGCCCACGGAGUUCUCGAACUACAUAAAACAGCGCGCGGCGAUGCAGCAGCAGAUCCACCAUCAUCACCACCAUCAGCAACAGCAGCAGCAGCAACAACAGCAGCACCAGCAGCAACAGCAGCAGCAGCAACAACAACAAGCGAGCGCAGCUGGCGCAGGUCUGCCGGUCUCGCAGAGUUCGCCGCGUAGUCGCAGUUUGUCGCCCGGUAGCAUCGUCGCCGGAGCCGGACAGCAACACACGGAUCCCAGCGCGUACUUCUUUCAACACGGACCUGCCGCGGCGGCCGCGGCAGCGUAUCACGCGCAGUUCCCCCAUCGCAACAUCUUCGAUUCGUCGAGCCACGGUGGAUACCUGCCGGCUGAUCUCUACGGCGCAAAGUUCCCGUCAUCGUACCUCGACCCGACCACGCUGGCCGGCCAUCAGUUUUACGGUGGCAGCGUGAACGGUACCGGUGCCGGAACCGGCGGCAGCGUCAACGGCACCACCGGUACCGGUACCGGCGGUAGCCAAAGCGCCGGUAGCGCCAGUAGCGCCGGCCUCGGUCCGAUCGGCUCGACGACCAACGGCAACGUGAAUGCCACUGGCGCUGCGGCCCAGCAACAGGACAAGAGCGCCCUGGUCGAGGGCCUCAACAACUUCGGCCUUGGCUCGGUCGCGCCUUACCCGGCCAGCCAGUAUCAGCAUCUGCUCGUGGCCAACUAA
Messenger RNA from Pseudomyrmex gracilis, 2192 nucleotides. It is a transcript of the gene Tob, whose product is annotated as protein Tob1. Gene Ontology annotation, cellular component: nucleus; cytoplasm. Bases 753 to 2192 code for a protein of 479 amino acids. Gene Ontology annotation, molecular function: transcription corepressor activity. The record is from RefSeq and is a predicted model, not a curated record. Lineage: Eukaryota; Metazoa; Arthropoda; Insecta; Hymenoptera; Formicidae. The transcript has 4 exons. Gene Ontology annotation, biological process: regulation of gene expression.